Molecule: messenger RNA, 4379 nt
Organism: Trichobilharzia regenti
Lineage: Eukaryota; Metazoa; Platyhelminthes; Trematoda; Strigeidida; Schistosomatidae
Source: the annotation of a GenBank genome assembly
UUUCUAAAUGCCGCUGCUGUACUUACUAAGUUGCACCCACCUCCCCAAUCCUAAUAAACCAUGUUGAGGUUGUAUCCUGAUGUCCAAUAUAUGACCUCUCAAAAUGAAAAUAGCGUUACGGAAUAUUUCCUAAGAUUGUUCACUUGGGAAAUUAGACUGCAUAGUCCCAAUUGAUCUAUGGGAGUAAUUAAUCAGGUUAAAUCCGAAGUUCAGCUGAUCAGCCAUACGUGUAUUCAUACUUCGGUCCUAUGCAACACAUUUUGAACCUCUGUGCAUAUCGUGAGGCGUGCUUUUGUGUACUAUCGUGUUAAGUUAUCUUAUUCUGUUUCGUUUCUUCCUAGUGGAAUGUUCUGUCGGCUAUAGCUGAGGUUAACGUAAUUAGCGCAAUGCCCUAAAUUAUUCAAUGGAUAUGUAAGCUUGACUUACGCGUCGUUUGCCUAGGCUGAUAAUGCUCUGUGUCAUGUAAUUUUAUUUAUCUUCUCACACUGUAAAUCAAAUGUAUUUCUGCUGGUUGCGAUAUUGGUCAAAAUUAAGCUAUAUAUAUAUUUAUAUUUGGCGAGUGUCUCUAGUGUAUAUACUCAUUACUAGUAUACUAGUAAUGAGUAUAUACAUAUAUGUAUAUGUUGUAUCCCUUUUUUUGGGAUGAGAUCUGUCAGCGAGAACUUGGACAGAUUUUGUCGGACAUUUUUUCACACAUUAAUAAAUGGAACAAGCUGUCUAGACGGUGAUUUUUUGACGGAUGUUAACUUGUUGCGAAUGCACACUAGUCUAAUAGAUAUUUACGUGAGCAUGGGUAUUAUUUGCACAAGAACAACUUGGACACUUAGGUGAUAGAACUUUGUAGUAGAAUAAUUUUAUUUGAUGUAGCAAACAGAGGCACUGUGUUGUUUACUUCCCCUAAUAAUUUUUCAGGUAGAAUUUCUUUAGUCGUGCCAUGUGACUCACAUAUGUUUCGAAAUCGGUACACAUGUUUUAUUAUUUCUCACUCUUGAUUUAUUGAUAAUAACAUUUUCUAUACUCGUGGCUUUCGUGUUGUGUUAAUCCAGUUACAAGUGUAACAGGUGAUUCUUCUUGGAAAUCUGACAUUUUGACAGGAACACUCGCGUAAAGUCCUACUUUAUCUCCUUAGUGAGUCAGUUGGGCGUACAAACCUAACGAGUACUGUCUAUUAGGAUUUUUAAAAAGUGCAUUUAUUUCUUAAUAAGACCGGAGAUAUAUUAGGUGUUUAUAGCAAAGUGCACAUCGAAACACUAAACAUACUUAAAGUAGUAUCUGAAUAACUCGAUUUGAAAUGCGUACUUAUGUGCUACUUGGGUGCUGUUAGCGUUGGCUACGUUGUAAAUUUUCAGAUCCGUCUACAACCACUUAAAAUUCCCAAUUAACUGGUGUUUUAAAAAUUCAGAAUUGAAAGUUGUUCGUAAGGGAGAAUGAUUUAUGAGAUUUAUGCAAGCAAAGCAAAAAUUUUCUUUCAUAUACAGAUUUAGUAAUGCCCUGGAAAUAAUUACCACUUGCCUUUCAAGUUUGACCGUCUUGUUGUCACAUAAAAGUUCUUUAAAUAAUGAUAUUUUCUAAAUUUCUCUUUUAGCAGUCUUAUGUUCAUAUUCAGUCGUUGUAGAACCACUUAAGCUCAAAUGAUUUACUGUUAAACUGUAUUCAUAUGGGGGUUUCAAUUCUAUUGACUAUAAUAUGCCAGCUUGUUAUUACUUUUGGGCCAGUACUAAUAUUGUCAGUGGAUGAUAAUAACAGCUGUGGCAAAAGUUUUCAAUUCAAGCCAAACAGAGUUAUUUUAACACAGAAAUCAAUUUCCGCUGGCGCUAAAUUUAUCAAAAAAUUAAGAGUUUCCUCAUUUAAAGAAUGCUAUUUCGUAUGUUGUAAUACAAAUGAGUGCAGUACAGCGAUUUUCGAUUCAAAGGUUACACAAUCCUGCUUUUUGUUCGAUUGCCGACCGCCUGCCCAAUGCUUUUAUUCUAGUCAUUCCAAUUAUGAUAUCAUCUACCUCGAAGAAACAAGUGUUAAUCAGAGUUUAAAGAAGAAGGUUGGUUUAAAUCAGCCCUGUGACUCAGAUAAUCUGUGUGAAGAUGCUAAAACCGUAUGCUCAGUUGGUGUAUGUGUUUGUCAGUCGGGUUGGAUUGCAAAGAAAGGCAGUUGUGUUCAGUCUGUUUGUAAAUCUCCGGAACUUCAAUUCCAAUGUGAUGAUUCCUCUGCUUGUGUAGCUAUUUAUGACAAAUGUAAUGGGAUAGUGGAAUGUCCAGAUGGAUCAGAUGAAUUGUCAUGUCCUUCAAGGCUGGAUAAAAGAAAUGAAACAAAAGCAUCUUCAUCGUUCUCAUCAACAUCAUCUGUGUCACCCGUAAUGUCUCAUAAUCAUAAACUAAGUGAAUUAGACGAGAUUACACUAUCUAAAUCUCAACUAAAUGAAAGUUAUCAACUACCAUUUGAAAGAUUUCAUUCGUUAAGUCAAAAAUUACCAAGUACAACAUCAUCACGUCGUAGUACAACAGUGACAGCACCAUCAAAAACAACAACAACAACAUCACCUGUUUACCUUGAUUUAAAUGAUUUUUCUGAUCCAUCAGAAUCAAUUCUAUUUCCUAAUCAACCAAAUUCACAUAAUACUAAUACUAAUAACAAUAAUAAUAAUAAUGAUAAUCAUCAGCCUCAACAUCGUCAUCGAGAACAACAGUUAUCAAGAUCGAAUCCGAUUAAAUUUAAUCAAAAACCAUUAUUUGAUGUUGAUGAAAGAGUCUCUUCAUCGUCACCAUCAUUUCUGUAUGAUGUGCAUAAUAAAAAUAAUGAUAAUAGUAAUAAUAACAACGAAAACAAUCCAGAAAUAUACUUUUCAACAAAUGAUAAUCCAUGGCGUUAUCCUAAAGCACUAUUUCAUGACAUCCCUUUAACACACAGAGAUGACUAUUCAUCACCAUCACAAUACUCACCUAGACGACAUUUACCAUCACCACCAUCGCCUAGUCAGCCCGAGAGUCGUAUAUUUACUACUUCACGUAUGAAAUUAUACGAUGAUGCGGUAUAUAAGCCUAGAUCAUAUGAUCCAUCCUCCUCCUCUGCAGCAGCGGCAGCAGCAUCACAGUUCGAUUAUCUUCAGUCGCAUCGAAAUGAUCUUGCCUUUAUGCCAUAUCAUCAUCAACAUCAUCAUACUUCAAAUAAAUUUUUGCAUAAAACAAAUCAUGAUGAGCCAUCAUUUUAUCAUCAUUAUAAUCGUUUAAGUCAUAAUCAACAACAACAGCAACAACAACCAGAAAUGAUGAUCGAUCCAAGUAUAUUUGAAAAUAUGGAAUUUUAUAGUAAUAAACUUAGUGAUACACCUGAUUCAUUAAGAAAGUAUUCAUUAUUUCAUGAACCGAAACGUAUUAUUCAUAGAAGUGAAUUUGAAGAUGCUGGUCGUAGAUCUAACAUGCAGAAAAAAGAACUAGACAAUGAACAUGAACACUCAUCAACUAUUGCUAAUCUUCAAAUAACAACAACUGAUUCCUCUUCACAAAGUAUUAUCACGGCGGUGAAACAAAGUCAAUCAGAAGGGCAUACAUCAGCACUAUUGUUAGCUUUUAGUCUUGGCUUAGUGUGUUGUUUUAUAGGCUUAUUGAUUGUUGAAUGGAGACGUCGUCAAAAACUACGCUUAUGGUCAGCAAAACCGUAUCGUUCACAUCUUCAACCACCUCCAGAACAGUCAAUUAUAUUUGGUGGUACUACUACUGCCGGUGGAGGUCGAACAAAAAUUUCUAUGUCUAAAUUGAAGUCAUAUCGUAAGUCGAAAAGGAGUUGUCUAGCAAAUGAAAAGAUGAAUAAGACUUCCUCUAAUCAUUGCAACAGUAGCAAUAAUAACGAUAAUAAUAUGGAUGAGGAGAAAGCUUUAUUCGAUGAUUUAGUUUUGUGAAUUUCAUUCACCAUUCAUUAGUAGAAAUUCACUUUCUUUCAUUAAAGAAUAAUGACAUGCAUUUAUGUCUGUAAUUUUUAUUUCUUGAUUUCUUCUUCGUCAUGUUUUUUUUCGUUUUGUUUAUUUUUUUUUCUCAUUCUUCCAAACAUCAUCAUUCCACAUCAUCGCACACCACAUCAUACACAAUGUCUUUUGACUUUUAUCAUUGCUUUUGUUUUGUUUUUUGCUUGUUUAUGUUCAAGUAUUUUUAUUUAUUUUAUAUUUAUUUGUGUAUUUGUUUUAAUUGUCAGUCGAAUAGUGUUAAAUCAGUCAGUCAACUUGAGUUUUUACCUUAUUGUUUUUGGCAUUUUCUUCAUUUUGGCAUUUAUUCAUAAUAUUUGUUUUUUUUAUAACAUCAAUCGUCACAACAUUUAUUUCCUCGUACACAUACAUCUCCUCCUCCUAUACAUACACAUUCCAAUCAUGAAUGAAUGAAUGAACAGGCAAACAC